GCUGUGUGGCACUUCUGCGGUGACGCGACCGACUGUCAGAGAAGCAAGAGACCGAAAGUCAGAGCAUCUUGUACCUACGUCGGAGUGAAGCAGUGCUUCAGCAUGUGGCAGGACUCUCUACCUCAGUAGUCAGCCUUCACCACCACCCCCACCCCCCUGCAUCCAAAGAGUGGAGAUGACCCAGCCUGACGGGCCCCUGCAUCAUGAACCUCCGCACCACCGGGGGCUCCUCACCCGUGGGCAGCCUGGGCCAUAGCUGGGCCCUCCUGUCCGCAGGCCGUGUGCCCUCCCUGCUGCAGACCAUGGUGCCAGCGGGCUACAGUGCCCUCCAGGAGGAGCGGCUAGUCAUGUCCGAGCUGAGCGGCGGCGGCAGUGGUAGCAACUCCGCCAAGCCCGAUGUGUUACUAAUCAAUGGCUACCACCACCGCGAGAGCCGGAGCCACCGGCAUCUGGAUCGUACGUCCCGCUCAUCGCUGUCGUCAGGCGACCUCGGAGACGGCCGGUACGGCGAGACGCAGCCCAUGCUGCCCAAUGGGGAGCUGUCGGCCGACGAGGACGCCGGAGACGCCGGGGAAGAGGAGGACGAGGAAGACGAAGAGGAGAUGGAGAGGCCAGCCCUGGGCCGCAACAUGCCCAAAGAGUCACCCCUGGCCAUGGCCCUGCAGAUCCUGGUGCCCUUCCUGCUGGCCGGCUUCGGCACGGUCUCGGCGGGCAUGGUGCUGGAUGUGGUGCAGCACUGGGAGGCUUUCAAGAACAUCACGGAGAUCUUCAUCCUGGUUCCUGCGCUGCUAGGACUGAAGGGGAACUUGGAGAUGACCCUGGCGUCUCGGCUGUCCACAGCGGUGAACGUGGGCAAGAUGGACUCGCCCAUCGAGAAGUGGAACCUCAUCAUAGGGAACCUGGCCCUCAAGCAGGUCCAGGCGACGGUGGUGGGCUUCCUGGCGGCCGUGGCGGCCGUGGUGCUGGGCUGGAUCCCCGAGGGAAAGUUCCAGAUGAGUCACGCCGUGCUGCUCUGCUCCAGCAGCGUGGCCACUGCCUUCAUCGCCUCACUGCUCCAAGGCAUUAUCAUGGUGGGUGUCAUCGUGGGCUCGAAGAAAACGGGCAUCAACCCAGACAAUGUGGCCACGCCAAUUGCUGCCAGCUUUGGUGACCUCAUCACGCUGGCCAUUUUGGCGUGGAUCAGCCAGGGGCUUUACAAUUGCCUGGACUCUCACCCGUACGUGUCGUCGGUGGUGUGUGCCUUCUUCCUGUCCCUGACGCCGCUGUGGAUGGUCAUCUCCUCCAAGCACCCGGCCAGCCGCACUCUGCUCUACUCCGGCUGGGAACCCGUCAUCACCGCCAUGUUCAUAAGCAGCAUUGGUGGCCUCAUCCUCGACAAGACGGUGUCGGAUCCCAACCUGGCUGGCAUCGUAGUUUACACGCCUGUCAUCAAUGGCAUUGGUGGGAACCUGGUGGCCAUCCAGUCCAGCCGCAUCUCCACGUACCUGCACUUCCACAGUGCCCCCGGGGAGGUGCCGGACGAGGCCAAGGGCUGCUACUACCCCUGCCGCACCUUCUGUGGAUCAGGAGCCAAUCACCGCUCUGCUCAGGUGCUUCUCUCGCUGGUCAUCCCAGGUCACCUGAUCUUCCUCUACACCAUCCACCUGAUGAAGAGCGGCCACACCACACUCACGCCCAUCUUCACCAUUGUCUACCUGGCCGCCGCCCUUCUCCAGGUGUUCCUGCUGUUGUGCAUUUCUGACUGGAUGGUCCACUCCAUAUGGCGCAGUGGCAAGGACCCGGACAGCUUCUCCAUCCCCUACCUGACCGCGCUGGGCGACCUCCUGGGCACCGCCCUGCUCGCCGUCAGCUUCCACUUCCUGUGGGUCAUCGGCGACCAGGACAGCGACGUGGGCGACUGAUGCCCAAUCCUCUCUCCUCUCUUUCUCUCUCUCCAUCUCUCUCUCUCUCUCUCUCUCUCUGUCACUCACUCGCUCUAUCUCUCUCUUUCUCUUUCCUUUGACUAAAGCAUUGGAGCAGGCAGGUUUCGUCCGUGCCUGAGCCAAUGGCAUCAUCAGUGGCUCCCUAACCAAUCAUUGAGCACCUGGAAUGUUUUCUGCUUCUCCUAUUGGGCAAGGGCAGAGCUACCUACAGUAUGUCAUAUGAGAUUACUCGGACCUUCCCAAUGAUGAGUUCCCAGACGUUAUCAGUCACCCAGGAGGAUGUAAGCUUCAUAUAUGUGUGUGUGCUUUUUAUAGGGACAUUUUUAUGGACGGUGUGUUUGUACGCUGGUGUCCUUUCUCGUCUCGUCGAGGAAGAAAGUGGAGACGAUUGAUCCCGUUUGAGCCUGCCAGACUCUUAGUUUAACGGCCAGCCCAAACGUCUUUGCAAUGUGCUUCAUAAAAUUUAUGGCUGAGAGGACUGGCGUGGGGAUUUUAAAUACAUGCAGUGGCACGGACGCACACACACACACACACACACAAUCACACAAUCACCGACUAAGGUUCUGGAGCCGUUCCUGAUGGCACUGCAGUAUCUUGAGCAGUGUUAUGACUCUGCAAUGGUUGGCUAAAUCACACACACACACACACACACACACACACACACACACACACACACUCAAGAGCCCUUCCUUUUGCACCUCAACACGCACACUGGGGUUAUCCAGUAGCCUCUGUAAUUGCCAUAGCCAAGCACUGAUUGUCUGUAUAAUUGCCAUACACACACACACACACACACACACACACACACACACACUGUUCAACCCUGUGUUCAGUGCAGAGUAAUUUGCUGGUAUUGUAGCAUCUGUCGGCGGUGCUGUUUGCUGUGCGGCGCGUCCAGGCGGGACCGAGAGCUGCUGAUGACGCCAGUGACUCAGUGGACGGCUGUCCGCUUCGCUCCCUCGCUCGCUCUCUCCCUCUCCACGGGCCUCGCUAGCUGCCGCUGCUGCCUUUGUCCACUGAGCAGCCAAGGGUGUGUGAAGAUCCAAGUGCCAGUGCUGUGACUAGUCUCAUUAACAUAUACACACACACACACACACAGUUGCCAAACACUAAUUCAGUGUCUUUGUAGUCUUUUUGUUGCCUAUUAUUUUCUUUUCUUUU
Messenger RNA from Alosa alosa (allis shad), 3083 nucleotides. RefSeq names its product solute carrier family 41 member 2b (gene slc41a2b). Gene Ontology annotation, molecular function: monoatomic cation transmembrane transporter activity. The transcript has 11 exons. NCBI's taxonomy places the organism in Eukaryota, Metazoa, Chordata, Actinopteri, Clupeiformes, Clupeidae. The coding region runs from base 204 to 1901 and encodes 565 amino acids. Gene Ontology annotation, biological process: monoatomic cation transport. Gene Ontology annotation, cellular component: plasma membrane. The record is from RefSeq and is a predicted model, not a curated record.